AUGUCCAUUGUCAGCUCAAAAGCUACAGAACGUAACUGUAAUAUGUUGUUUAUUCGUCUUGUUUUCGAUACUCAGUGUUUACAACAAGAACGACGUGAACAAGCCAAACAAGACUUGAAAGGUCUGGAAGAAACAGUAGCAAAAGAAUUACAAACUUUACAUAAUUUACGAAAAUUGUUCGUACAAGAUUUGCAAGCUCGCUUAAAAAAGUCACAAAAACAGCCUGAUGCAGAAGAAGAUGAUUUAGGUGGUAGUGUGGCUCAAAAACAAAAAAUAUCAUUUUUAGAAAAUAAUCUUGAUCAAUUAACGAAAGUUCAUAAACAGCUUGUGCGUGAAAAUGCCGAUUUACGUUGUGAAUUACCAAAAUUAGAAAAACGCCUUAAAGCUACGAUGGAUCGUGUUAAAUCGUUAGAACAAGCACUAAAAGAAGCAAAAGAAAGUGCAAUGAAAGAGUCGUAA
Didymodactylos carnosus is the source of this 459-nucleotide messenger RNA. The record is from the annotation of a GenBank genome assembly. Lineage: Eukaryota; Metazoa; Rotifera; Eurotatoria; Philodinida; Philodinidae.